AAUGCGCGCGCGGCCGUGGGGACGCGGGGCGGUGGCGCGCUUGAUGACGCCAUUCAAUUGCCACACUGCCCACGCCUCCUCCCCGCACCUGCUCCUCCUCCGCUCCUCCUCCUCUUAUAGCCUCCGACUCCUCCCCUCUCGCCUCCGACGCCAAUUCGCCUCGGACUCCACGCCAGCCUCAGCCCCAGUUGGCAGCACCGCACAGAGUUCUCAUACGUUCAUGGAUGUUGUUCGGGAAGUCUUUAAGCAUAGCUCCGCACAUGGUGCCCGUGCGGCCAUCAGAGCUGACCACAAGAGUUAUGGAUUUGUCCAGCUUAUUUCAUCUGCGCUGGAUGUCCACAAUAUCCUCUGCACGAAAAAUGAUGGUGAUUCUUCUUCUAUCAAGGGAAUAGAUGGAACAGGAUUUCUUCGUGGUGCUCGUAUUGGCAUCGUGGCAAAACCCUCUGCUGAAUUUGUUGCUGGGAUAUUUGGAACAUGGCUUUCUGGUGGAGUUGCAGUACCCCUUGCGCUUAGCUAUCCAGAAGUUGAACUUCUGCAUGUCAUGAAUGACUCGGACAUUUCUAUGGUUUUAAGCACCAAGGAGCAUCAUGAAAUUAUGGAAAGCAUCUCUACCAAAUGUUCCACUGGCUAUUCUCUUCUUCCAUCUGUGGAAAGUAUACCUCCAAAAAUAGAGUCCCAAGAGCCUUUAAGUAGUGAACUGACUUCAUCAGUUUCUAGCUUACUGGCUGAGAUUGACAAUUUAAAGAAAAUCAAAGGAGAUGAUCCUGCUCUUAUCCUUUACACAAGUGGUACAACUGGUAAACCAAAAGGAGUAGUCCACACUCAUAAGGGGAUACUUUCUCAGGUUCAAAUUCUGACAGAGGCAUGGGGAUAUCAAAGUGAAGAUCAAUUUCUGCACUGUCUUCCACUGCACCAUGUGCAUGGCCUUUUCAAUGCUCUAUUUGCACCCCUCUAUUCAGGAUCAGUGGUUGAGUUUAUGCCAAAAUUUAGCGUGAGAGGAGUAUGGCAGAGAUGGCGUGAGUCAUAUCCUAGUGGUGUCAGUAAAAGCAAUGAUGCUAUUACUGUAUUUACUGGAGUUCCAACAGUGUACACACGUCUGCUGCAAGGGUACGAUACUAUGAAUCCUGAUGAACAGUCUGCUUGUUCAUACGCUGCAAAGCAGCUGAGGCUAAUGAUGUGUGGAUCAUCAGCUCUUCCUUCGCCACUUAUGAAACGGUGGGAGGAAGUGACAGGCCACCGUCUUUUGGAACGCUAUGGCAUGACUGAGUUUGUCAUGGCACUGUCUAAUCCAUUGCAUGGUCCACGGAAAGAAGGUACAGUCGGUAAACCUCUUCCACGUGUUGAGGCCAAGAUCAUCAUGGAUGAUGGUACUGAAACUAAAGCUGGAGUUGGUGAGCUCUGUAUUAGAAGUCCAUCCCUUUUCAGAGAAUACUGGAAAAGACCAGAGGUUACAGAAGAAUCAUUUAUUGAUGGUGGUUUCUUCAAGACUGGUGAUACAGUAACUAUAGAUGAGGACGGAUACUUCAAAAUUUUAGGGCGCACAAACGCUGACAUCAUGAAAGUUGGUGGUUACAAAUUGUCAGCAUUAGAAAUUGAGGCAGUACUGUUAGAGCAUGACACUAUACUGGAGUGUGCUGUCCUGGGCUUGCCUGAUGAAGCGUAUGGGGAGGUUAUAUGCGCAAUAAUUGUGGCUAAGGAAGACGUGAAGGAAAGAGCCGAACAGGCUUCAGAGCCAGCACUAACCUUACAAGCUUUGACAAGCUGGUCAAAAGAUAAGCUUGCUCCAUACAAGAUUCCAACAAGAUUGUACUUAUGGGAUUCUCUUCCUCGGAAUGCCAUGGGCAAGGUUAACAAGAAGGAGCUGAAGAAAUUAUUACAGGUGUAGACACGAUUAAACUACUGUACCUAUUUUUUUCCAUUUCACCUAGUUGUAGGAGGCAGACAAUUCCAGUGGUCAGCUAAUAAUUUUGUUUUGUUCGGCAACAAUAAUUUAGAGUGGCUAUAUUUAAUGUGUAAGUAAAUUAUGCACUACAUAUAACCUUACAAAUGAGAAUGUAAAAUAACAGGUAGGGAGAAAAGGGCUGUAUACCUUUUUCUUAAAUAGAAAUUCCAUGUACUAUGGGGUUAUAGUUAUCAUGAUAAUCUGCUGAAACUUAUCAUUAUACAUGUUUC
Molecule: messenger RNA, 2172 nt
Organism: Lolium rigidum
Lineage: Eukaryota; Viridiplantae; Streptophyta; Magnoliopsida; Poales; Poaceae
Product: probable CoA ligase CCL8
Exons: 17
Coding region: 2-1885 (627 amino acids)
Biological process (GO): fatty acid metabolic process
Molecular function (GO): medium-chain fatty acid-CoA ligase activity
Source: RefSeq, a predicted model, not a curated record